Cornus florida is the source of this 2319-nucleotide messenger RNA. RefSeq lists its product as uncharacterized. The record is from RefSeq and is a predicted model, not a curated record. Bases 1 to 2319 code for a protein of 772 amino acids. The transcript is spliced from 3 exons. Lineage: Eukaryota; Viridiplantae; Streptophyta; Magnoliopsida; Cornales; Cornaceae.
AUGCAUGCUAUUCAUAAGUUUAUUGCUCCUCAGUGGAGUAUUUCAUGUAAUUAUGUGACUUCAGUAUUGGGAAGAGUCUGGAUUCUGUGGAAUCCCCAAAAAAUUUCUCUCAUUUUUGCAGUGGAGCAUAGCCAAGUGAUUAAUUGCUACAUUGAAUUGAUUGAUCUCAAGAAGAGAAUUCUUGCCUCAUUUGUGUAUGCUGCUAACACAGCAGUUGAAAGGAGAGCGCUUUGGAGAGCUUUGAACUCGCACUGUUUAUCCAAUGAACCUUGGAUUGUGAUGGGGGAUUUCAAUGUCCUAUUGCAUGUCAAUGACUCUUUUGGUGGGGCACUAAGAUGGAUAGCAGGAAUGCAUGAAUUUAGGGAAUGUUUGGAAAAAAAUGGUUUAGAGGAUUUGAGGUACUCAGGGGUAUUCCACACUUGGUCCAAUGGGUGCUAUGGAUGUGCAAACAUAUCAAGGAAAUUGGAUAGGGUCUUGGUGAAUUAUUCUUGGAUGGCACUAUUUACGCAAGCUGAGUGUGAAUUCAUGCCUCAUGGCAUAUCAGACUACUCUCCAAUGGUUGUUAGGUUUGGUAAUCUCACCCUAAAGAGAAACGUCCCAUUUAGAUUUUUUAAUUUCUGGACUCUUCAUCCAGCUUUCGUUCUCAUUGUCUCUUAUGAAUGGCAGAGAGAGUUCCAUGGUUCUAAGAUGUUUAUUCUUGCUCAAAAAUUGAGAGCAAUUAAGAAAACCCUCAAACAACUCAACAAAUCAGCCUAUAGUGAUAUUUCAGCAAGAGUUGCUGCAUGUAGAGUGGAGCUUUCUCUCUGUCAAAGAAGCCUGGACAUGUUUCCACUGGAUGAUUCCUUAAAAUUAAAUGAGAAGGAGUUGGCGUGCAAGUUCACAGAACUCUCACUUGCUGAAGAGAUGUUCUUCAAACAAAAGGCACAAGUUCAUUGGCUCAAGGAAGGUGAUCAAAAUACUGCAUUCUUCAUGAGGAGUUUCAGCUCAAAAGCUAAUAGAAGAAAAUUGAUGUCCAUUACUGAUUCAAAUGGUCUACAACUGAAUGGGGAAGAUAUGCAGCUUGAAUUUCUUAACCACUUCAAAUCCAUACUUGGCCAAAGCUAUCAGCAGUACACAGGUAUGUCAUCAUUUGCUCACCUCAUCUCCAAGAAAGUCCCAAACCACUGUAUUCCAGACCUUACCUCAAUUCCCAGUGACUUGGAAAUCCAAUCUGCAAUCCUCUCUUUUCACCCCUUUAAGAGUCCAGGUCCUGAUGGAUUUAAUUCAUCUUCUUCUCUCAUGCUUGGCCUAUCAUUGGUGCCUAAUCCCUCAGUUGUCAGUGAUUUUCGACCUAUUUCCUGCUGUAAUUUGAUUUAUAAAGCCAUUUCCAAGCUUAUAGCAAUGAAAUUAAGCCCUAUUUUCUUAACACUUAUUAGCCCUUGCCAAAAUGCUUUUGUCAAAGGAAGGCACAUUUCAGAUAAUGUCAUACUGGCCCAUGAACUCUUGAAUGCAUUUGUGAAUUGGAUUUCGCAAUGUAUUACUACACCAACAUACACUAUUUCCCUUAAUAGUGAAUUAUUUGGCUUCUUUAAGGGUAAGAGAGGGAUUAGACAGGGGGAUUCUAUCUCUCCAUUACUGUUUGUGCUUGCAACAGAAGUCCUUACCCUCACAAUUAAUCACAAAGUCAGGUCUAACCCCUAUUUUAAGUUCCAUUGGAGGUGCAAAAAGCUGUCUAUUACGCAUCUCAUUUUUGCUAAUGACAUUCUGGUCUUCUCUUAUGCUAACCUUGAUUCUGUCCAAACCAUUUUGGAAGCUUUCAAGUUGUUUUGCUCAUUCUCUGGCCUGCAAAUGAAUCCCUCAAAAUGCAAAGCAUAUUUAUCCAAUGUUGAUUCUCAGUCCAAAGCCAACAUUCUUGCACUUCUACAAUUUGAUGUAGGGUCUCUUCCAACCACAUACUUAGGCUUACCACUGUCUGCCACAGCAAUUAAAGCAAGGGACUGUCAAACAAUGGUUGAAAGAAUAACUAGAAGAGUUGGGAGUUGGACUUCCAAGUUCUUAUCUUAUGUUGGGAGAGCUGUCCUCAUUAAGUCUGUGUUGGUUGCAAUCCAAUCUUACUGGUCUCAAGUUUUUUCUCUUCCUAAGAAGGUGUUGGAUGAUAUCAACCAUAUCCUUAGGAGCUUCUACUGGUCUGGAACUGAUUUGAAAAAGAGUGGAGCAAAGGUUGCCUGGGCUACAGUGUGUAGGCCUAAAAUGCAUGGGGGUUUGGGGUUUCCAGACCUUAAAAUGUCUAAUAGAUUUUGGAAGUUGUGCCAGAGGAAGGAAAAUUUGUGGGUGGCUUAG